UUUGGGCACCUUAGUAACCCCCCUGCGGGCCUCCAAUACACCCCUGGAACCCCAAUCCCCCUCUGUGCCCCCCAGACCCUGCAGUUGCCUCCUGAGGCCACGUCGCAGCAGCUGUGGGGGCUUGAGCCGGCGGGACAUUAUGGGGUGCAGCUGUGGGGCCGGGGAGGGGACGCCCAAACCGCUCCCCUCGAGGCCACCUUUGACACCCCCCCUCUCCCGCACCCCCACCCCCGGGACUGUGCCGAGGAGCAGCGGAAUGGGCCGGGCCCCUCGCGGGAGACCCUCGUGUUCCUCGGAGGGGACCUGGCCCGGCCCCUCAGGGUCUUCUGUGACAUGGAGACGGACGGCGGCGGCUGGCUGGUGUUCCAGCGCCGCCAGGACGGGGGCACCGAUUUCUGGCGGGGGUGGGAGUCGUACGCCCGCGGCUUCGGCAACAUCAGUGGCGAGUUCUGGCUCGGGAACGAAGCGCUGCACGCGCUGACGGCCGGGACCCCCACGGAGCUGCGCGUGGACCUGCGGACCCCUCGCGACUCCGCCUUCGCGCACUAUCGCGACUUCGCCGUCGGCGGCGCCGAGGAGCGAUAUCGGCUCCGAGUCGGGACCUUCAGCGGCACCGCCGGGGACGCCCUCUCCUACCACUCGGGCAGCCCCUUCUCGACACGGGACCGGGACCCCCGGGACCCUCGGGGCCCCCGAGAGCCCCCGGGGCACCCCCGGCCUCCCCACUGUGCUGUGGCCUAUGGAGGGGCCUGGUGGUACCGGAACUGCCACUAUGCCAACCUGAACGGGCGCUACGGGGCCACCCGGGACCACCAGGGCAUCCACUGGUUCCCCUGGAAAGGCUUCAACGUCUCCAUCCCCUUCACCGAGAUGAAGCUGCGGCCGCAACGUGACUGAGGGGGCUGGGGCAGCCCCCUGUGUGUGGGGGGAGUUUAGGGGGGCAAGGGGGCCUCCCUGGGUGCUGGGGGGCCCCAGGUGGGACUUGGGGAGAGGGUGGGGGGUCGACGGUGAAACUUUCAUUGAGGGUUAAUAAAAGCUGACGGUGACCCCCCUGUCCCGCGGUGAUCCCGGCAUCCAGGGGGAGCAAGGGUCAGGCUGGGAGUGGGGGCAGGGGGCACCCAGGGGUUCAAGUCUGGUCUCUCUGUCCAUUGAAAUGCUGGACUCAACCCCCCACUGGCCCUGGAGAUGCUGAGAUGUCCCAACCUGGGCAACACAAACACGUGUUGUCAUCAGCAGUGGGCAGAGGUGGGGUAGGGUGGGAUGGGAUGAUCCAUCCCCUGAAGCCAAAAAUAGAGGUUGUGGAGUUGGGUAAAACAACUCCUUGGAACUGGAAUGCCCUGGGCAUCCUCCCAGGACUCAGAG
Molecule: messenger RNA, 1362 nt
Organism: Pseudopipra pipra
Lineage: Eukaryota; Metazoa; Chordata; Aves; Passeriformes; Pipridae
Product: tenascin-X-like
Exons: 6
Biological process (GO): neuron projection development; regulation of cell adhesion
Source: RefSeq, a predicted model, not a curated record